Molecule: messenger RNA, 1124 nt
Organism: Branchiostoma belcheri (Belcher's lancelet)
Lineage: Eukaryota; Metazoa; Chordata; Leptocardii; Amphioxiformes; Branchiostomatidae
Product: endothelial differentiation-related factor 1 homolog
Exons: 6
Coding region: 166-612 (148 amino acids)
Cellular component (GO): nucleus
Molecular function (GO): DNA binding
Source: RefSeq, a predicted model, not a curated record
CAUCUGAAUGGUAUAGUCGACUGCACCACAUCAUUUUCCAUUGAACCUCAGCUCGAGGGAAGUGAUCUUCGAAAACAACUCUUUUAGUCAACAAAACGCUGAAACGGCGUGCAAAAUUUCACCUUCCAGGUUUACGUGACACCAGAUAAAGCUCCAACUAGCAAGAUGGCCGAGUCUGACUGGGAUACGGUGACUUAUUUGAGGAAGAAGCCACCAACUGCGAAGCAAGCUCGCUCUCAGCAGGCUGUCAAUGCUGCCAUGCGCAGAGGGGAAGACAUAGAGACUACAAAGAAAUUCAGUGCUGCCCAGAACAGACAGCACAGUGCAGCUAAGGACACAGCCAAGCUGGACAGAGAGACAGAGGAACUGCACCAUGAUAAAGUAUCACUGGAUCUGUCUCGUCUCAUCCAACAAGCUCGGCAGGAGAAGAAGAUGACCCAGAAGGAUCUGGCCACUAAAAUCAACGAGAAGCCGCAGGUUGUGAACGAGUACGAGAGUGGAAAAGCUAUCCCCAACCAGCAGGUGAUAGGCAAGAUAGAGAGGGCUUUGGGAGUGAAGCUGAGGGGGAAGGAUAGGGGCCAGCCGCUGCAGCCGAAGGGCAAGAAGAAGUAGGAUAGAGCCUCCGGUCCCUCUGAGCUGAGCCCACCUCUCAUGGCCCCCUUCUACAGAUGACAGAGUUAGACCCUCCUAAAGUAUGGCUGCCCUUCUCAGCACUAGAGAAAAGUCUCAACUAUGUAAAGAAAAUGUCAGAAAGUUUAAUUUUCUUUUGUCAUGACUUAUUGCAUUGUGGGUUUUGACUGGUAUAGAGAGUUUAGUUUACAGGUAUCAAAAUGUUGUGUGUCAACCCAAUGACAUCACCAAUAGUAGGCACAAUAAAGUGCGGAUAUUUUAGUGAUGUCACUAAUGUGAAGGACAUUUUUUUCAUCCAUAUGUCUGCAAAGUGUAUUCAGGAUUGGAAGUGGUGAACACAUUUGCAAUUAUGAUGAGUUAUUACAUCUAGCAUGACAAGCUGCAAAAUUUAUAGGAUAAGAUUUCAUUUUAAUGUAUUUUGAUAUAUAUCUAUUGCAGCCAUACUUAAGAAGGGUCUAACACAAACCUAUUAACAUUUACUGCCGUGAUGCAAA